UCUUGACAUACGUCAAACAUCAUAACCCACUUACAUCAUUGAAAAUGUUACUUUCUUCCCAAAUAGUAUUAAUUUUAAUGCAACUAUCUGAGGCCGCUGUUCCUUAUACCGAUCCAAUAUUCAGAGGACUAUCUUUGAAGAAAUAUGACCAAGCAGAUACCUUACAAGUGGAAGACAAAGGAGAUGUUUUGGAAGGAUCCAAAACUGUGUAUGCUCCUGAACCUCCAUACUAUUCCAGUUCAAACCUGUCCUACAAAUUGUUUUCAAAGGAAACUUAUUGCUCAUCUUUGAAGGAAAAGACUAUAUUUAAACGGACUGUAACUGACUUUGGUCCAAAGGAGGAUCUUGUCGAAAACUGGAGCGAAAUAGAGAAAUACUGCGACUUCGACGAUGAUGUAGACCAUAUCAUUUAUGAAAAUGUUACAGAAAAACAAUUAUUCGAAAUUAGUAACACCGAUCAACAGCAGGUUCUAAAUGAAAACAUUGAAUACAGAGAUUUGCUAAACAUGAGUUUUAACGUGCAUGAUGAACAUAGCAACUAUGAAAUCAGAAAGCUACAAGGUAAAAUAAUGAAGAAGUUCAUGAACACUCGAGUCGAUCCUUGUGUGGACUUCUACGAGUAUGCGUGUGGCAAUUGGAGACGAUACAAUGUUAUACCUGCAGAUAGAGCUACUUACGAUACUUUUGAGAUCGUGCGAGAAAACUUAGAUAUGGCGCUCAAAGGAUUGUUGGAAGAUAAUGUGCAAAACAAUAUAAAUUUUGACAUUACAUAUUUGAAAAAGAGCUUGCUGAGUAGUGAUUUUUCUCCUAACGACACUUCAGAUGCCACCUUAAAGGCCAAGAUGUUUUAUAUAUCUUGUAUGCAAGAAGACGUGAUAGCAAAAAGAGGAGUAGCCCCUUUACUGAAGAUCCUUGAUGAACUGGGUGGUUGGCCUAUCUUAAAUAAUAGUUGGAACAGUAAGCACUUCAAUAUUGUCUUGUUACUAGCAAAGCUAAGGCUGUUGAAUAAUGACAUACUGAUGGCUCAAUGGGUAGGUCCUGACAUGAAAAACUCAAAGGAAUACAUUGUCCACAUCGACCAGCCGAUGCUCGGUCUACCCGCCAGGGAAUACUUCCUCGAGGAAUCAAACCUUAAAUAUUUGAAGGCAUACAGGGUGUUCAUCCUUACCGUCGCUUCAUUGAUGAACGCCAAGCCGAACGUAACUGAAAAAAACGUUGAUGACAUGAUUGACUUCGAGAUCAAAGUAUCACAGAUUAUGGCCUCCACGGAGGAUAGGAGGAAUAUUUCAGAGUUGUAUUUGAGGACCGAUAUUGCUGCUUUAACAUUAUACUUUCCACAAUUUGACUGGAAAAACUAUUUUGACAUUGUGCUUGGAACUGAUAUAGACCUGAUGACACCUGUUGCCUGUUAUUGUGCAAAGUUCUUGCAAGAUCUCUUUUAUCUCAUAAGUAACACAGAACCUAGAACCCUGCAGAACUAUGUCGUCUGGAGAUUUGUGCGACACAGAACCAGCAAUUUAGACGAGAGAUUUUCCAAGGCCAAGCAACGAUUUUACCACGUCUUGUUUGGUAGAGAGAAGAGUCCACCUAGAUGGCAGUUUUGUGUGGCUCAAGUAAAUUCGGACAUGGGAAUGGCUCUUGGUUCUUUAUUUGUCAAAAGGUAUUUUGAUAAGCAGAGCAAAAUGGACACGACAGAAAUAACAAAAGCACUUUCGGAAGCAUUCAAAGCUACACUACUGGAGAACGAUUGGUUGGAUAACAAUACCAAGGAAUAUGCUCGUAUGAAGUUAGAUCAUAUGGAUUUAAAAAUUGGGUAUCCCGAUUUUAUUUUAAAUGCAACCGAGUUAUCACAAAGGUACUAUGAUGUAGAAAUUCACCCUGACUACUUUUUCGAGAACGUCCUCACAAUUCUGAGACACCUCACAAAAGUAGAGCAGAAGCGAAUGGGUGCAGUGGUGAACAGAACCUCGUGGAGCACCCCUCCUGCAGUUGUAAAUGCAUAUUAUAGCAGGAACAAGAAUCAGAUCAUGUUUCCAGCAGGCGUCCUUCAACCACCAUUUUACAAUAGACAUUUCCCUAAAGCACUGAACUUUGGUGGUAUAGGCGUGAUCAUAGGCCAUGAAGUCAGUCACGGUUUCGACGAUAAGGGAAGGCUUUUCGACCAGGAUGGCAACCUGCAUAUGUGGUGGAGAGAAUCCUCCAUAGAAAAAUUCUACGAAAAAUCCGCGUGUUUGAUAGAACAGUAUGGACAGUAUGUUCUACCAGAUGUCAGGCUUGCUUUAGAUGGAUAUCUGACGCAAGGAGAAAACAUAGCUGAUAAUGGAGGAUUGAAGCAGGCUUUCGGAGCAUACGAAACGUGGCUGAAAGCUCAUCCAAAAGCAGAUGAAACUUUGCCAGGUCUGAAUUUAAGUGGCAAACAACUGUUUUUCCUUAAUUUUGCCCAAGUUUGGUGUGGCCAGCAAAGGAUAGAAGCAGCCAAAAGCAGGAUCAAGACAUCUGUACAUUCUCCUGGUAUAUUCCGAGUUAUAGGGGUUCUCAGUAAUUCAGAGGAGUUCUCUAAGGAGUACCGCUGCCCCAGAAAUAGUCCCAUGAAUCCUGAAGUGAAAUGUGUUAUAUGGUGAUAUUAGUUUGUAGUUAUAAAAC
Messenger RNA from Acanthoscelides obtectus, 2643 nucleotides. Lineage: Eukaryota; Metazoa; Arthropoda; Insecta; Coleoptera; Chrysomelidae. The record is from the annotation of a GenBank genome assembly.